Molecule: messenger RNA, 1727 nt
Organism: Metopolophium dirhodum (rose-grain aphid)
Lineage: Eukaryota; Metazoa; Arthropoda; Insecta; Hemiptera; Aphididae
Gene: Cdk7
Product: cyclin-dependent kinase 7
Exons: 8
Coding region: 595-1638 (347 amino acids)
Biological process (GO): positive regulation of transcription by RNA polymerase II; protein phosphorylation
Cellular component (GO): transcription factor TFIIH holo complex; cytoplasm; transcription factor TFIIK complex
Molecular function (GO): RNA polymerase II CTD heptapeptide repeat kinase activity; cyclin-dependent protein serine/threonine kinase activity; ATP binding
Source: RefSeq, a predicted model, not a curated record
UUUAUUAUCUAUGAGUGAUCCGCUCGUGUUAAUACCCGUGGUACUAUUUAUACUGUUUUUGAAUUAUGAGUUACAAGUGUCUGCUUCACGUCGUGACUACAGACUAAAUGCUUCAGGUUUACACAGUCGUAGUAUAAUUACCUUAGUGCUCAGCUCAUAUUAUACUAAGUACAUUACACUAUACUACCUGAAACUUCGUUCUUCGUUGACCGAUUGUUCGUAUAUUUCAAUACUUGUCAAUGCGAGUAAAGUUAUUGACGAUCGACAUACAGCUUAAGUAUGAACUAGAUACUUCCUGAAUUGCGAAAUUUGUCAAUAUUCUUAUUCGCCAAACCACAUUUAUAAUAUCUGUCUCUGCUAAUGCUAAAUUACUUCGUAGUUCGUUAACACCGCGAAUCAAGAUAUUUAUUUACCGAGCAUUGAAACAUUAAUGUUAUGGUUCAUCUCAGUAGAUCGAUUAUGUUUGUACAAUCAAUAUUUGUUAAUUGGUAUAUUAUAAAAGGUUACCGUCUUGGAUAAGAUUUUUAAACAUUUUUCAUUCCAAUUUCUUAUUACGAAUUUAUAAACACGUGCGAUCUUAUAAAUUUUACAACAAUGGAUUCCAAAUCAAAAAAAUACGAAAUUAUUGAAUUUUUGGGCGAAGGACAGUUUGCCACGGUGUAUAAAGCUAAGGAUUCAGUCACCGACAACAUUGUUGCUGUCAAAAAGAUUAAAGUUGGUACUGUAGAAGACGCCAAGGAUGGUGUUAAUCGUACAGCUCUCAGAGAAAUAAAACUUCUUAUUGAACUUGAUCAUGAAAAUAUCAUUGCUCUGUUUGAUGUUUUUGGUCAUUUGUCAAAUAUAUCUUUAGUAUAUGAUUUUAUGGACACAGAUCUUGAAGUCAUUAUUAAAGACUCAUCAAUAGUAUUCACUCAGUCCCACAUUAAAGCGUAUACAAUAAUGACACUCAAAGGAUUGGAAUAUUUACAUAUGAAUUGGAUUUUGCAUAGAGAUUUAAAACCAAACAACUUAUUAGUGAAUAAAAAAGGUAUAUUAAAAAUAGCUGAUUUUGGUUUAGCUAAAAGAUUUGGAUCACCGGAUCGCUUGCACACACAUCGGGUAGUCACUAGAUUUUAUCGAGCACCAGAACUGCUAUUUGGUGCACGAGCAUAUGGACCUGCUGUUGACAUUUGGGCAACUGGCUGUAUAGUAGCAGAACUUUUACUUAGAGUUCCAUUUUUACCUGGUGAAUCCGAUUUAGACCAGUUAACCAAAAUAUUUACUACCCUAGGAUCACCAAAUGAAGAGACUUGGCCGGGUGUUGCUAAAUUAUCUGAUUAUGUGGUAUUCAAAAAAUUUCCAGCAAUUCCUUUAAGAGAAAUAUUCACAGCAGCUCCAAAUGAAUUACUAGAUGUAAUUGGUGGUAUGCUUAAUAUUAAUCCAUUGGCAAGACCUACAUGUUCUGAAGCAUUACAAAUGCCAUACUUUAGUAAUCGGCCACCACCUUCUUUAGGUAGUCAACUGCCAAUACCAUCUUGUAUCAGAGAUAGUAACCCAGAAGAUCAGGAUCAGGAUGCUAAAGGACAAAAAAGGAAAUUCACCGAUUAUUCAGAAGGAGGAACACAACCAAAACGUUUAGUCUUUGAUAACUUUGCAUAAGUAUGUUAAGCAUACCAACAAGAAAUAAUUCCUUACAUUAAAUUUGUAUAUUAUAUUUUUGUACACAUUAAAAUUAAUUUAAAUAUCAU